AAACUGGCAUGAAGCAGCCACACGUCAAGAGCGCUGCCAGAGCCAAAAACCCUUCAGGACAUCUGAGGGCCGUCCUCUUGGAACAAGUUAUAUAGCAAGAAAGGGGAUCUAGCGGCCACCCUUGAGGACCCCCUCUUCUGCUCCUGGGAUGGACACGGGUCACUGUAGCGACUGGCUGAGACACGACAGUAUUAACGGCGAACCUCGGAGAUCACGAUGGCCACGGAAAGCACCGCCACAUUUGACUCAGCUGCUCACGAAGAGCUGGAGGACGGGCCUUCAAUCCAGGCGCAUAGUGACCCCUGCCAUGAAGCCCACCUAGACGACCACCAGCAGACACCCCCCAUUCUUUCCAGCUUAGAAGACGCGGAGCCGAGCAGGGAGCCUCAGCUUCAAUGUGCAGCCAUAGAGUGUGAUAGCCAGGCGUGCCCACCAGAGGGAGACAUUACUCCACCGACCAUCGCAGAAGACGCCGUGUCUGGAGUUCAGCCGGAGGAGCUCCCAGUAGUGAAGGGGGAUACGGGGGCCACCCAGAUUCUACAUUCUGAUCCAGAAGUCGGGAUUAAUUUGACCCUUUCAAAAAAUCAACAAGAAAAUGAAGAUAAACUCAAGGAGAAGGAGGAGGAGAUGAAUGAGGAAGAUGAGCAGGUGAAAGACCCCAUUGGGACCCCAGUUUCAGAGAGGGGGACUGAGCCAACAGAGCAGGCACCGAGCGACCUGGUAGACAAUAAUCCCCUGGACUUCCGGCUGGCUAGACAGCAGUGGGCUGAACUGGAGACUGGUGCUUGUAGGCCCCCUCAGCCUCAGGAGGACAGCAGAAGCUGCAGCGAGAAAGAAAAGCCCUGCAGUGGAGAGAAGGCAGUGGCAGAGGUACCCGCCACAUGGCAGAGCCACGGGGAUGACGCUGGAGGGAGGGAGCUGGCACUCGACGAGCAGGACUCACGGGAGCAGGGCUCCAGGCCGCCUCCCCUAGCAGCUGUUGCUCCACAAGCAGCCAAUAGAAAGGCUGAGGAGGUGCUGGCUGGAGAUGGGGAGGAGCCAGCAGGCAGUGAGCUGACAGGUGGGGAGAGUCAGCCGGAGACGGAGGAAGGCAGUGGCACACCAGGCUGCUGGCCACCUGGAGACAACACUAGAAGCAGCGCACCUACCGGCCCGAUGGAGACGGAGAUCGCAGACAACAUGAGCGACAGCGGCGUCUCAGCCGACUUCUCCCCGGGCAGCACCCUGGAGCUGAACUCAGGCCCAGAUGGUCCUCCACCUUGUGAGACGCCUAUUGAGAGGGAGAUCCGCCUGACCAUGGAGAGGGAGGAGAGCCUGAGGAAAGCCAGGGGCAUCUCCAAGCCCACUGUGUCUGAGGAAUACGUGGACAUCCCGCUCAUGAAGCCCAUCCUGGCACAGCCCCUGCCUGCUGCCCUUGGCAAGGGCAAAGAAAGGCAGUUUGCUGGCAAGCAGAUGCAGAAAGAGAUCUUGAUGGACACCAAGCGGGAGGAAGACCUGGUCCUAAUGGGGAAGGUCCCGGGCGAGUACGACCGGGGUGGAAACCAGGAGCUACAUGAGAAGAAAAUCCUUUUUGAGCAGUUUCAGGAAAAAUGUCCAGAAAACCCAGAGACCCCACUAUCCAGGAAGCCAUCAUCUCCAUCUUCUAUGGAUGCCAUGGAGGUGGAUGGGGCAAUGCAGAGCUGCUCAAACCCACAGGAGGUGCUGGGGAGUGCCACCAUCCCUGAUCCUGCUUGUCCAGCACCAAAGGGUCCUUCUUUGUCGGAGGGGAUUAGCGGCAACGUCAUCAUCCUGGAGAAUUCCAUAGCACUCCAUCCCAUUGUGGAUGUACCUGCCUUGAAUGCCAAUUAUGGCCUGCCAGCCUCCAGCUCAUCACACGCCUGCCAGGGGUCAACCUUCCCAGAAGAGUCGGUCACCAUCCUGGAUUCGCGGAGCCUCUUAACCAACCAUAACAGAUCGGAGAAGGUGCAGCUGGAGGACGGCGUCCCGAAGGAGAAUCCCUUCUUCAAGCUGCGGUCCUCCAAGGCGUCCCAGCCGGUGGUGGAACAAGACAUUCGGGAGGCCCAGGAGCGGGAGAUGGAGCUGCGCAGGCAGAGGUACAGCCUGUACGGGUCCGAGGUGCCUCAGGAGGGCACCGCAGGUGGUGAGGAGGAGCUGCUCAGCGCCCCCAUGCCAGCAGAGCGGCUCUCCUCAGGCAAGCUGGACGUGACCUGGCCGCCUCCCCAGAGCACCGCAGCCGAGGGUGACCAAGCUGAGAUGAACAGAAGUCCAAAGCCCCCCCGGCAGAAGACCCCCUUGCUGCAGCGCUGGGAGACCGGCAUGGUGAACGGACACCAGGAAGAGUAAGCGCAGAGCCAGAUGGACUCUUUAUUAAAACAUCCUGGAUUUUACUCUGGAAUUCUACUCGACACAGGAGCUGGUGGCCAUUUUGUCUCCACCUCGGGAUCAAAUGAACUGGAGCAACACCCAUUAACAACACACUGACUGACCAAAGAGACAAAACCUCGGGACCCUUACAGGCUGUUCCUACCCCCAGUUUUUGGGGCACAGGGUUCUUCUGAUUUUUAAGAUGCACCAAGCAGACCCCCGGAGCCAACCCCCAACCCUUGACUUAAUGCCCAACAGAACAAGUUUCUCACAAUCUGAUGGAGAUGGUGAUGAUCGAUCGCAUUUACUAGUAACAAUCAUUCUCACUGAUUAUAUUUUGUUGAUUUAUUUCUUAGAAUAAGACAUGGUUGACCUGAGAAGAACAAAUGAAUUUUCACACCACC
This is a messenger RNA of Polypterus senegalus (gray bichir), 2768 nucleotides long. RefSeq lists its product as uncharacterized. The transcript is spliced from 4 exons. The coding region runs from base 217 to 2343 and encodes 708 amino acids. Lineage: Eukaryota; Metazoa; Chordata; Cladistia; Polypteriformes; Polypteridae. The record is from RefSeq and is a predicted model, not a curated record.